Cotesia congregata is the source of this 312-nucleotide messenger RNA. The record is from the annotation of a GenBank genome assembly. NCBI's taxonomy places the organism in Eukaryota, Metazoa, Arthropoda, Insecta, Hymenoptera, Braconidae.
AUGAAGCUGUGGUGGAGCUUAAUAUUGCUGCUGGGAGUUGUACUCUCAAUAAUGGCAAUUACGGCACAAGCUGAAUCCGAUGUAUGGGAGGAAGAAGAUGACAAAGAAGUACUCGUGCGAACUGUACGAGGUACUAAAGACCGUGCGUCAGGAAGUAAUGGAUCAAGUUGUAGAUAUUCAAAAGGCGAAUGGAAUGAAUGCGAUCCAAAAACAAAUAUGCGAUCACGUACUUUGAGUUUAAAGAAAGGAGACAAAACUUGUGAACAAACUAAAACAAUUCAGAAGAAAUGCAAAAAGGGCAAAGGUAAAUAA